AUGCAGCCAUGGUUGUCUGGAGUAUAUUCAAAGGUUGCUAAUAAUAGGUCAUCCAAGGAAUAUGCAAUGCUGCUGCCAAUGCGGCAGCAGCUUAUCAAACUGGACAGACCGGCUACCCAGUUGGUCACACUCCUACUGGCACCCAGCGUGCAGCAGGGUCAACUUAUGACACUGGGUACCAGACUGCAGCAGCAGCAGCAGCAGCAACCCACUCCACAGCAGCGGGUACCUACCCAAGUGGUGCCGCCUCAACCACUUAUGACUAUGGUUAUGGCCGAACCACACAGACAGCAGCUGCUGCAGCUGCUGCAGCCUAUGACUCUACCAAGACUUACUACGCACAACCAUCAACUGCAACCGCUUACACUGCUGCCGACACACAUUACCAAAACAAAGCUGCUUAUACAAAUACCAGUGCGUAUACAACUACUUCGCGGCAAACUACUCCAGUGGCUACCCCAAAGACAAGCUAUGCUGGAGCAUAUCCUGGAGCUGCUGCAGCUGCUGCCACAGCCACCUACAACACCUCUGCAUAUGCAGCACAAACUACUACCACCAAUAAAGGUGACUUAUAUGAUUUAGUAGGUAUGGCAUGUAUUAAAGCUUUUUUUUUUCCCCCCUCCUUGUAACUCCAUGGCUCUCCACACAUCUCACACAAGUGGUUGUUGGUCCUUUCUCUUGUUUGUUUUGCAGUGUUUAGAAACAUAUACAGCUACUUAAAU
This is a messenger RNA of Penaeus vannamei (Pacific white shrimp), 722 nucleotides long. The record is from RefSeq and is a predicted model, not a curated record. NCBI's taxonomy places the organism in Eukaryota, Metazoa, Arthropoda, Malacostraca, Decapoda, Penaeidae.